AUGCGAUCCAAGGCCUUCGCAGCAGCAGCGGCGGUGGCGGAGGCGGUGGAGAGAGCAGCGCCGCACAUCUUGGGAGACGGGGAGGGUGGGAUAUAUGGCCCAGGCGGGGAUGAGUGCAUGGGCGGGGAUGAGUGCAUGGGCGGGGAUGAGUGCAUGGGCGGGGAUGAGUGCAUGGGCGGGGAUGAGUGCAUGGGCGGGGAUGGUUGCAUGGGCGGGGAUGGUUGCAUGGGCGGGGAUGGUUGCAUGGGCGGGGAUGAGUGCAUGGGCGGGGAUGGUUGCAUGGGCGGGGAUGGUUGCAUGGGCGGGGAUGAGUGCAUGGGCGGGGAUGGUUGCAUGGGCGGGGAUGGUUGCAUGGGCGGGGAUGAGUGCAUGGGCGGGGAUGGUUGCAUGGGCGGGGAUGGUUGCAUGGGCGGGGAUGGUUGCAUGGGCGGGGAUGGUUGCAUGGGCGGGGAUGAGUGCAUGGGCGGGGAUGGUUGCAUGGGCGGGGAUGGUUGCAUGGGCGGGGAUGAGUGCAUGGGCGGGGAUGGUUGCAUGGGCGGGGAUGGUUGCAUGGGCGGGGAUGGUUGCAUGGGCGGGGAUGAGUGCAUGGGCGGGGAUGGUUGCAUGGGCGGGGAUGGUUGCAUGGGCGGGGAUGGUUGCAUGGGCGGGGAUGGUUGCAUGGGCGGGGAUGAGUGCAUGGGCGGGGAUGGUUGCAUGGGCGGGGAUGGUUGCAUGGGCGGGGAUGGUUGCAUGGGCGGGGAUGAGUGCAUGGGCGGGGAUGGUUGCAUGGGCGGGGAUGGUUGCAUGGGCGGGGAUGGUUGCAUGGGCGGGGAUGGUUGCAUGGGCGGGGAUGAGUGCAUGGGCGGGGAUGGUUGCAUGGGCGGGGAUGAGUGCAUGGGCGGGGAUGAGUGCAUGGGCGGGGAUGAGUGCAUGGGCGGGGAUGAGUGCAUGGGCGGGGAUGGUUGCAUGGGCGGGGGAUGGUUGCAUGGGCGGGGAUGGUUGCAUGGGCGGGGAUGA
Closterium sp. Naga37s-1 is the source of this 996-nucleotide messenger RNA. NCBI's taxonomy places the organism in Eukaryota, Viridiplantae, Streptophyta, Zygnematophyceae, Desmidiales, Closteriaceae. The record is from the annotation of a GenBank genome assembly.